AUGACGGGAGGACGUUACACUUGGGUCAAAGGCCGAGGCACUGAUGAUUGGGUGGAGGAACGGCUAGAUAGGGCUGUGGCAACUUUGCCGUGGAUAGAGUUACAUGAAGAGGCCGUAGUCAGAAAUAUUUAUACUCAACAAUCUGACCAUUGCGCGAUUUUAAUUGAUGUUCAUGCUGCUUAUACACGGGUGGCUAUUCGGAGGUUUAGAUUCGAAUCCGCAUGGCUGUUGGAAGAAGGGUGUACGCGUGUGGUUGACACAGCUUGGCGCAUGUCAAUGGGAUUAAGCUUCCCGGAACGCCUAGCGGUAUGCAGUGAACGACUCGGAAGAUGGGGUGGCGACCACCACCGUAAGUUUGGUGUUCGAAGUAAUAAACUGCGUAGGACUCUCGACCAAUUGAAAGAAGAUCGAACGCCUGCAGCAGUGAACUUAUUUUUCAAGGCUGAGAGAGAGCUGGAGGCAAUUAUGAAGGCUGAAGAACUUUUUUGGAAGCAGAGAUCUAAGCAGCUCUGGCUAAAGCACGGCGACGCAAACACAAAGUUUUUUCACAAAUCAGCUACGGCGCGUCGGAAACAGAAUUUUUUAUCCCACCUUAAAGAUCAGAAUGGCGUAUGGGCGGAGGGUUUGACGAUGAAGGCCGAGAUUAUCAGGUAUUUUGAGCAAAUUUUUUGUUCAGGCACUUGCCGUGCCAAUAUUUUUAAUCGAGUGACCAGGCGUGUGACGGAGGAGAUGAAAAUCUCGCUGUCUCGGCCGUUCACAGUGGAUGAUGUGAAAACGGCCUUGUUUGACAUGCAACCGGAAAAGGCCCCUGGCCCGGACAGUUUGUCACCGGCGUUCUUUCAGCACUUCUGGCCGAUUCUCGGACACGACUUAUCAGUGUUCAUCAUUAAUUGUGUGGAGCAUAAACAGUUCCCACAGGGAUUGAAUGAUUCUAAUAUCGUUCUAAUUCCCAAGAAAUCGGUCCCGGAAAAGGUCUCGGAUCUCAGGCCGAUAGCUCUAUGUAAAGUGGUGUACAAGGUACUCGCUAAAAUGCUGGCUAAUAGGCUUAAAGGGUGUUUGGACAAUGUGGUGUCUCAGUCACAAAGUGCAUUCAUUCCUAACCGGCUCCUCACGGAUAAUAUUAUUCUUGCCGGUGAGGUCGGACACUACCUACGUAGGAAAACAGGGGGUUGUCAGGGGUGGGUGGCGCUAAAGCUUGAUAUGGCUAAAGCGUACGAUAGGAUGGAGUGGCCUUUUUUAAAAGGAAUGUUGGAGGCGUUGGGCUUUCAGAGAGACUGGGUAGACUUACUCAUGCUAUGCGUUACUACUGUAAACUAUUCAAUACUGGUGAAUGGGGAGAUUGCGGGGCAGGUUCGGCCUACACGGGGUAUCCGACAGGGAGACCCGUUAUCGCCCUAUUUGUUCAUUUUAUGUGCCGAGGGAUUGUCUAUCCUUCUGCAGCAAGCAGAGGCCCGGGGGGACAUUCACGGGGUGAGAGUGGCGCGGGGUGCACCGGCCAUUACCCACCUGUUUUUUGCUGACGACAGCCUUUUAUUUUUCAGGGCCAAAGAAGGGGAGGCGCUAAAAAUUAAGGAUUGUUUAGAUGUUUACAGCUUGGCCUCGGGACAAUUAAUAAAUUAUGAGAAGUCUACUGCGGUGUUUAGCCACAACACGAGUACUCCGAUCAGGAACUUGGUGUCUGGGAUUAUUGGAGUUCCCGAAGCUCUGGACUUGGGACGGUAUCUGGGUCUUCCUUCGGCACUGGGACGAAGCAAAACUGCGGUGUUUAAAUACAUUGAAGGGAACGUUCGUACCAGAAUGGGGGCUUGGCAUAAUAAGCUACUAUCUCGCGCAGGUAAAGAAGUUUUACUCAAAAGUAUUGCGCAAUCCCUUCCCAUUUUUACCAUGUCGGUCUAUUUAUUACCGCUGCGAGUCUGUGAUACACUGGAAAAAUUGUUCAACCGAUUCUGGUGGGGUGGUGGGAAUACAGGAAAUCGCGGGAUUCACUGGCUAAGUUGGGAGAAGAUGUGUACGCCGAAAGCGAAAGGUGGUCUUGGAUUCAAAAAAUUACACCAAUUCAAUACUGCAUUGCUAGCCAAACAGGGUUGGAGAUUAUUAAUCCAACCCGAGUCAUUGGUGAGCAGAACCAUGAAAGCUAAAUAUUUUCCUACAACUGGUUUUAUGGAGGCACAGCUAGGUGGGAAUCCCAGUUUCAUUUGGCGUAGCAUACUUGCUGGACGAAAUGUAUUACAAUUGGGUAUUGCCCGGCGAGUGGGAGACGGUAGAGAUACGAAGGUAUGGGGCUGGAAUUGGGUAGCCGGUUCAUCCAACUUGCAGCUAGCUACUCCGUGCGUUGAUUAUCUUCGCGAGGCAAGAGUGCAGAAUUUAAUGACAGAGGACGGCAAUUGGGAUACAGACAUUAUCUAUGAUAUUUUUCUCCCUGAAUAUGUCCCUAAAAUCCUUGCCACUCCCGUAAAUAGCCAGCUUCAGGAUUGUUGGCGGUGGGUAGGUGACAUACACGGCUGCUAUACUGUAAAACAUGGGUACAGAUUAUUAAUGGAAAAUCAACUUCCGAAUAGCUGCAGCGAUGGGUUCCAGGCAUGGCAGGCAUUAUGGGCAUUAUCCAUUCCCCCCAAAGUCAAGAAUUUUUUAUGGCGUUGUGCUCGCGGCAUACUACCAGUACGUGAAAAUCUUCAUAAGAGGAGGGCUUGGAUUGGUGGAGGAUGCCCGCUAUGCGGUUGUAAUGCGGAGACAAUGAAUCAUUUAUUUUGUGAUUGUGGCUUCGCACAACAACUUUGGAGUCAUGCAGACAUACGUCAGGGGCGUGAAUUUUUGCAGUUUAUGGCCGAGUCUAUAGGUGGCACUUCUACUCAUUCAGGUAUUCGCUUGGCAGCCACCUUAUGGACUAUUUGGCUCAUACGAAAUGAAGUUGUGUGGCAGAAUAGGACAUCAACAAGCGCUGUGGCAAUUGAGCGUGUGCGGAAUAUGCAACGUACGUGGGAAGGAGUUUUUGUGAAGAAUGGCACAGUUCAAGUGUCGGCUAGGCCAUUGGUUGAUUGGACUCCUCCGCUGAGAGGUACGUUAAAAUGCAACACUGACGCAGCUGUUUCAGGGGAUGGUGCUGGUUUCGCCAGUGUGAUCCGGGAUCACGAGGGGCAUUUUGUGGCGGCAAUGAGUGGGCGUCUAAUGGGUGAAGGGGAUCCGUUUAUGGCCGAGGUUUUGGGUGCCAAAGAAGCAUUGACAUGGCUAAAAUCCCAAUCUCAGAAUAAUUUCAUUUUAGAAUCUGAUUGUUUAAAUUUUUGUAAUGCUUUCAAUUCUUGUUUGUCUGACUUUUCGUAUGUCGGUUUAGUUGUUAAGCAAUGUCAGUCGAUUGCUAGGGACAUUGGGAAUGUAACUGUAUCCCAUGUCAAGAGAUCAGCGAACCGUGUGGCUCAUGAGCUUGCUCGGGCAACCGUUUCUAUGUCUGUCUCGGGAGUUUGGUCUGGUGUUCCACCAGAUUGUAUCGCUCAUUUGUUUUGA
Molecule: messenger RNA, 3498 nt
Organism: Ipomoea nil (Japanese morning glory)
Lineage: Eukaryota; Viridiplantae; Streptophyta; Magnoliopsida; Solanales; Convolvulaceae
Exons: 1
Coding region: 1-3498 (1165 amino acids)
Molecular function (GO): RNA-DNA hybrid ribonuclease activity; nucleic acid binding
Source: RefSeq, a predicted model, not a curated record